Molecule: messenger RNA, 3727 nt
Organism: Conger conger (European conger)
Lineage: Eukaryota; Metazoa; Chordata; Actinopteri; Anguilliformes; Congridae
Gene: wdr3
Product: WD repeat domain 3
Exons: 27
Coding region: 141-2954 (937 amino acids)
Biological process (GO): maturation of SSU-rRNA
Cellular component (GO): Pwp2p-containing subcomplex of 90S preribosome; small-subunit processome
Molecular function (GO): snoRNA binding; protein binding
Source: RefSeq, a predicted model, not a curated record
GAGUCGCUACAGUUUAGUCUCAGUUUGACUCCAAUCUAUUGUUCAGUAUUUGAUUGCUAAGCCUAAGCUUUUCCCCCACACAGCCACUGCCGGUGCUGCAAAACCUUACUGCCCUUGACAGUUCCGUGCGGCUACUUUCCAUGGGGCUGACCAAGCAGUACCUGCGCUACGCUGCCAGUGCCGUGUUUGGAGUCAUCGGCAGCCAGAAGGCCAACAUUGCCUAUGUCACCCUGAGGGGAGGAGAGAAGGGACGCUACGUCGCUGUAGCCGCCUGUGAACAUGUGUUUAUAUGGGAUGUUAGGAAAGCGGAGAAGGUCCUGAUUCUCCAGGGGCAGAAACAGGAAGUGACCCACCUGUGUCCCUCUCCAGAUGGCGUCCAUAUCGCCGUGGGUUACGAGGACGGCGCGGUUCGAAUCUUCAGCCUGCUGAGCGGCGAGAGCAACGUGUCCUUCAGCGGUCACAAGUCUGCGGUCACGGUCAUCCGAUACGACGCGCUGGGCGCCAGGCUCGUGACCGGAUCCAGGGACACGGAGGUGAUUGUGUGGGAUGUGAUCAAUGAGUGUGGUCUCUACCGGCUGAAAGGACAUAAAGACGCCAUCACACAGGCACUGUUUCUGAAGGACAAGAACUUACUGGUCACCAGCUCAAAAGACAGUUUUGUAAAAUGGUGGGAUUUGGACACACAGCAUUGUUUCAAAACCAUGGUCGGCCAUCGCAGUGAGGUGUGGGGGAUGGUGCUGCUGAACCAGGAGGGCAGGCUGCUCACAGGCUCGGCUGACAGUGAGCUCAGGGCCUGGGACAUCCGCUACCUGCAGGGGGGGCAGGAGGUCGGGGAGCCCAGGGUUAAGAAGGUCAAAGGUCUGCUGGAUGAAGAUGACGAGGAAGAGGAAGGCCUGGAUGAGAGCCCGGAGGAGAGAAUCCUCAGCUGUGAGAAAGCUGGAUCUAUUCUGAGAGAAUCCAGAGACAGGGUCGUCUCCAUGACGACUGAUGCAAAAGCCAAGGUUCUGGCUUGUCAUGGUACUGAUACAGUCCUCGAGGUGUUCACUGUGCUCCCACAAGCGGAGGUCCAGAAACGCAGGGAAAGGAAGCUGAAAAAAGCAAAGAAGAAGGCCAAGUCUCAAGGUGUGGAGGAGGCCGUGGAGCCAGUGGUGGAGAGGAAGCUGGGAGAUGAGAUCGAGAGGAUGGCCAACAUCAAAGCUUCCUCCAAGAUCAGGUCGGUGGACUGCCUGCUGUCCCCUAGUGGGGAGAUGAAGGUGGCUCUCCUGCUGCAGAACAACACAGUGGAGACGUACACCCUGAAGGCCACAGAGAAGAGCCCUCAGGCCAACAAGACCGCCCGCCUGACCCUGAGUGGGCACCGUACGGACGUACGCACGCUGGCCUUCAGCUCCGACAACAUCGCCAUGCUGUCUGCCUCCUCCGAGACCGUCAAAGUGUGGAACCGGUCUACCCUACAGGUGAUCCGUACCAUGGCCUGCGAGUACGCUCUCUGCUCGCUCUUCGUUCCUGGAGACCGACAAAUCAUCGUAGGAACCAAGAGUGGAAAGAUCCAGAUCUUUGACCUGGCUUCAGGACGCCUGCUGGAGACCACAGACGCCCACAGCGGUGAGCUGUGGUCCAUCUGCCUCUCUCCUGAUCAGAGAGGCAUUGUGACUGGCGGAGCUGACAAAACCGUGAAGUUCUGGGAGUUUGAGCUUAUCAAGGACCAGGAGGCUGGACAGAACAAGAGGCUGACGGUGAAACACACACGCACACUGCAACUGGACGAGGGGGUGCUGUGUGUGCGCUACAGCCCUGACCAGAGGCUGCUAGCCGUGUCCUUACUGGACUGCACUGUCAAGAUCUUCUACACCGACACUCUCAAGUUCUUCCUCUCUCUUUACGGACACAAGCUCCCCGUGCUGUGCCUGGAUAUUUCUCAUGACAGCGCACUGAUAGCGACAGGCUCAGCUGACAGGAACGUGAAGAUCUGGGGCCUGGACUUCGGGGACUGCCACCGAUCCAUGUUCGCACACGACGACAGCGUCAUGUUCCUGCAGUUUGUUCCCAAAACCCAUCUGUUCUUUACGGCUGGGAAGGACAAGAAAAUAAAACAGUGGGAUGCUGACAAGUUUGAGCACAUCCAGACACUGGAGGGUCACCAUCGUGAGGUGUGGUGUCUGGCGGUCAGCCCCAGCGGUGACUACGUCGUGUCUGCUUCCCACGACAAGUCCCUGCGUCUGUGGGAGAGAACGAGGGAGCCCAUUAUCCUGGAGGAAGAGAAGGAGAUGGAGAGAGAGGCAGAGUUUGAGGAAAGCUUGGCCAAAGGGGAGGAGCCAGUGGUUCCUGGAGAGACCAAAGGGGAGGCGGGGCCAGCAGGAAAGAAAACCAUAGAGACUGUGAAAGCAGCAGAGCGUAUCAUGGAGGCUGUGGAGCUGUACAGAGAGGAGAGUAAGAAGCUGGAGGAGCACAGAGCGGCCUGUGAGGCGGCCAGGAAACAGCUCCCACCUCCAAAGAGCAAUCCCAUCCUUAUAGCCUUCGGGAACAUUUCGCCCUCUCGAUAUGUGCUGGAUGUUAUCAAGAAAGUGAAAUCCAGUGAACUGGAGGUGUCUCUCCUGGUCCUGCCCUUCAGCUAUGUUCCCGACCUGCUGUCCCUCUUCAGCCGGUUCAUCCAAGACGGCGUUGACGUGGAGCUGGUCUGCCGCUGUCUCUUCUUCCUGCUCCGGGUCCACUUUGGGCAGAUCUCCAGCAAUCAGAUGCUGCUGCCCGUCAUCGAUGACCUGAGGAGUAACACCAUAUCCAAAGUGCAGGAGAUCAGGGACCUCCUGGGGUUCAACAACGCGGGCUUGCAGUUCCUACAGCGCGAGAUCGAGGGCAAAGAGGACGUGAUGUUCUUCGCCGACGCAACGGGCCGCUUUGAGGAAAAGAAGAGGAAGAGGAAGAAGAGAGAGAGAGCAGUCCUCACCAUCACCUGAAACCUUCAUCUUUCGUCCCUCCAUCCCUCCAUUCCUGCUGCUGUGUGGAGCAGAUGUGGGCCCAAUAGGCAACUGUUCUGGAUUCAGAUACCUUGUCUGGUGCACUGUCAGAAAUAAAAGUAUAAAAAGUGCCUGAAAAAAUGCUUGUUGCUGGGGCGGUACCCUGUAGGUACAUCAAAUUCUACCCCCAGCCAGCAAUAUAUAAUUAAUUUGUACCUUUUCUUGCUCAGGAAAAUAUACUCAUUUGUACCCAAAUAACACAUUACUGUACCUUCAGGGUACAUUUAUAAAAUGUGAUCUUUGAAGAACAAAAAUGGACCCCGUCACUUUAUUCUGAGAGUGUGUACUGAAAGUUAUGAAAUACUCUGAAAAAGUGGCCCUCUUGGUUGGCUCAGUUGCACCUGGCGAGAUCAAUCAAGCACAGAAACAUAUUUGAAUCCAAAACAGUUACCUAUUUGACCCAUGUCUGGUAUAGAGCAGCAGUCUAUGAUUGCUGUCUGCUGUAAUGUCAUGUACGUUAAAGCACCUCUACAUUUAUAACAUAACAUAAUCUCAUUCUGCCUCCAACCUGGGGCAGCCGUUGAAUUGGUUAAAUUGCCUGCUGAUGCAGUCUUACUAUUUCUGAUGGUUCCUUUUAUUCUACAUAAAAGGACAAACAUGAUAGUACUGAUAUCAUUGUUAUCCCUUUACUAUAUGUGAGAGACCUUAAUGUCACUAUUUUUCUGAAGUGUAUAUUGAUCAGGAGAAUGUUUGUAAUAAAGUAUUACACUGUU